This is a messenger RNA of Gavia stellata (red-throated loon), 654 nucleotides long. RefSeq names its product transmembrane protein 179B (gene TMEM179B). The record is from RefSeq and is a predicted model, not a curated record. The transcript is spliced from 5 exons. Lineage: Eukaryota; Metazoa; Chordata; Aves; Gaviiformes; Gaviidae. The coding region runs from base 1 to 654 and encodes 217 amino acids.
AUGGCGGUGUCGGUCCUGCAGCUGGCGGAGCUGGCCCUCCACGGAGCUGCCUUCCUCUGCGGGAUCGUCUGUGCUUCGGCCCUCACUGUGGCGCAGGGAGAGUUUGGAGGAUGGUGCAUCCUCUACGGCACGGUGAGCUGGAACGGGACCGCGCUGGUGCCCAAGUCCUUCAGCCACAUCUCGCUCUGCUAUUUUGUCUCGGUCGUCUCUGUUGUGGUGGCCCUGUACUGCUUCUCGUCACUCCUCUACGGCAUCUACAGCUGCUGCACCGAUGAGUCCCAGUGGGACCGCACCUGGCUCAGCAUCGCCCUGGUCGCUGCCUUCAUCAUCCUCUUCUUCCUCCUCAUCUCGGCCUGCAUCCUCCGUGUGGGGAUGGAUGCUUUCUGCGCCUCCAUCAUGCAGACCAAAAGUCUGUCCAGCUGCCAGGAGGCUGAGCACAAGCCGUGGGAGUCCUACAGCCCAACCCGCUUCUACAGCAACCUCUACAGCGCGCAGGCAUCAGCCUGGGUGAACGUGUUCCUCUGGUGCCUACUGACUGCCCGGCUGCUGGUCCAGCGGCGGAGGGAGGCCCCUUUCCCGCUGCUGCGUCGCAACGACCCCGAGUGGAGUGCCGAGACGGAAGCCAUUUUCAGGGGACGUCCCAUACGGCCCUGA